AUGCUCGGAUUCCCGAUCCCGACACUCACCUCGUUGGUCGUGGCGGUCACCAACUUCGCUUUCACCCUUGUGGCCCUCUUGUUGAUCGACCGUAUCGGGAGGAGGCGCAUUCUGCUCUGGUCGAUUCCGUUCAUGGUGGUGGGCCUCAUCCUCGCAGCACACGGCUUCUCGUUUAUCACGCUCGCUGCCGUCGAUUCGACCGGUGACAAACCUACCGCCGCCCCUGCUCAGGGGGCGGCAAUUACCAUUCUCGUGAGCAUCAUGGUCUACGUCGCUGGUUACGCCUUGGGAUUGGGGAAUGUGCCCUGGAUGCAGAGCGAGCUGUUCGCGCUCAACGUGCGGUCGCUUGGGAGCGGCAUUGCCACGGCAACCAACUGGGGAGCCAAUUUUGUCAUAGGGCUGACCUUCCUACUGCUCAUGGAUGCGCUCACGCCGUCCUGGACAUUCGUGCUCUAUGCGGGAAUAUGCGCCGUUGGGUAUGGGUUGAUCUGGAACUUCUACCCGGAAACGGCAGGGCUGAGCUUGGAAGAAGCGGCGAGUCUUCUGGAAGAUGACCGAUGGGGUGUGCGUUGA
Molecule: messenger RNA, 573 nt
Organism: Chaetomium globosum CBS 148.51
Lineage: Eukaryota; Fungi; Ascomycota; Sordariomycetes; Sordariales; Chaetomiaceae
Exons: 1
Coding region: 1-573 (190 amino acids)
Biological process (GO): transmembrane transport
Cellular component (GO): membrane
Molecular function (GO): myo-inositol:proton symporter activity
Source: RefSeq, a predicted model, not a curated record